UUAGCAUUACUUUCAAUUAUUACCCUUAAAUACUAUCCAAUUUUAGUCAAUAACUUCUUUACGUGAUAAUUCACAAACAGUUUUAAACCAGUGCCUUAAAGUUGAGAAGAAUAAAGUUUGAAAUAACCUCUGAAACAGCAUGUCUUCUUCCGAAAAGUUAAAGGAUGUCGGGAAACUAUGUAUUCCUGGCAUGCGACUCAGUGCAUCGAAUAAAGAAUUUGUCGCCGGACCUGGAACUUACGAACUUAGAGGUUAUAUUUAUGCAACUUUGUGUGGCACUCUCAAAACAGAGCUGGAUGAAAAUCAGGUGACCAUAGUAUCAGUGGAAAGCCCAAGGACACCAAGUAUUCUGCCUAGGACAGGUGACAUAGUGACCGCAAAGGUCACAGUAGUGAAUCGUUUAGUCCAAUGUGUCAUACUUUGUGUUGGGUCUUCAGUCCUGGCGAGGCCAUACAGAGGCAUUUUGAAGAAGGAAGACAUUAAAGCUACAGAGAAAGAUAGAGUGGACCCAUACAAAUGUUACAGACCUGGUGAUGUGAUAUUGGCUAGAGUUCUUCCUAUGACAGAAAUCCACUGGUAUCACGUAUCAACAGCUGAAAACGAGCUAGGAGUUGUCAUAGCCACAGCAGAGGGCUCUCAAGGAAUCAGUAUGGUACCAAUAAGCUGGUCAGAAAUGCAGUGCCCUAAAACACUAGUGAAAGAACCUAGAAAAGUGGCUAGAGUUAUUCCAGAGAAUAUUAAUCAAGCACUGUUUCCAGUCAAGGAUAACGCAACUAGUGAAUUAGAAAUUGAUAAAGAUAAAUAAUAAAUGAAUAAUCGUUGUUA
This is a messenger RNA of Helicoverpa armigera (cotton bollworm), 825 nucleotides long. RefSeq names its product exosome complex component CSL4 (gene Csl4). The record is from RefSeq and is a predicted model, not a curated record. Gene Ontology annotation, biological process: RNA processing. Gene Ontology annotation, molecular function: RNA binding. Lineage: Eukaryota; Metazoa; Arthropoda; Insecta; Lepidoptera; Noctuidae. Gene Ontology annotation, cellular component: nuclear exosome (RNase complex); cytoplasm.